AUGAAAGUGAAGAGGUUAUAUGAAGUUACCAGAGGGAUACUUAUUACCUUUGGGAUUAUAAGCAUUUUUUCUCCCAGAAUUUUUGCUUUUCCCUGGUUCGUUGUUUGGAGUGUUUGCCUUGCCAGUCCCAUUUGGAACGGAGCUUUGGUAGCAGAACAAAAGUGUUAUCAAAGGAAAGAUUGGGAGGCUAGUUUCGCCUUGGGCAUACUGAGCAUCACGGGCACCUCAGUGCAAUUUGCUGCUGCCAUUGCAUCUCCUCUCCUUGGCCCAUACUGCUACUGCUCGCUUGCUGAGGUCGCUGGGCCCAGCUACCUGGGUUGUGCGGUCCUGUUCCCCUUGCCCCACGCCGACUUCGCAAACCUCUGCGAAGACCCAUCGCAUUAUAAGUGGUACCACCUCACCCUGCAAAUACUAGACCUGUGCUUGAGUUUGGCCAUAUUCUGUGCAUCUUUAGGUUUUGUGAUGAUUUUUUUGUGA
Messenger RNA from Nipponia nippon (crested ibis), 477 nucleotides. The record is from RefSeq and is a predicted model, not a curated record. Lineage: Eukaryota; Metazoa; Chordata; Aves; Pelecaniformes; Threskiornithidae.